This is a messenger RNA of Notechis scutatus (mainland tiger snake), 3988 nucleotides long. RefSeq names its product intraflagellar transport 122 (gene IFT122). Gene Ontology annotation, cellular component: non-motile cilium; intraciliary transport particle A. Lineage: Eukaryota; Metazoa; Chordata; Lepidosauria; Squamata; Elapidae. The record is from RefSeq and is a predicted model, not a curated record. Gene Ontology annotation, molecular function: protein binding. Gene Ontology annotation, biological process: protein localization to cilium; intraciliary retrograde transport; non-motile cilium assembly.
ACGGGGGGCUGAUUGCGCUUGCGCACGGGGCAUUUCUUGGACCUUCGCAGGCGUUUAAAGAGGAGUGCGCAUGCGUGUUGCCUUGGGAGGCCGGCUGGCGUCCUGCGUCAAUAAAUACAAACAAACAAACAAAAAAAACCUCCCCAAAAGAGUGAGAGAGUUGGGUGCCGGCGAGGGCGAUGCACCUGAAGGGGACGACAUGCGAGCUGCGUUGACUUGGAGGGAUAAGGUCGAGCAGUGUAUCUACGACCUUGCCUUUAAGCCUGAUGGAACACAACUAAUAAUUGCAUCUGGAAACAGAUUACUGGUGUAUGAUACAUCUGAUGGAACAUUAAUCCAGCCCUUGAAAGCUCAUAAGGAUACAGUAUAUUGCGUAGCAUAUGCAAAAGAUGGAAAACGCUUUGCAUCAGGAGCUGCAGACAAAACUGUCAUAAUCUGGACUUCAAAGUUAGAAGGUAUCCUGAAAUACACGCACAAUGAUUCUAUACAAUGUGUGUCUUAUAAUCCUGUUACACAUCAACUUGCAUCCUGCUCUUCAAGUGAUUUUGGACUGUGGUCUCCUGAACAGAAAUCAGUCAACAAACAUAAAGUUAGCAAUAAGAUCACUUGUUGUAGUUGGACAAAUGAUGGACAGUAUCUCGCUUUGGGGUUGUACAAUGGUAUUGUCAGCAUUAGGAAUAAAAAUGGUGAAGAGAAAGUCAAAAUUGAACGACCAGGAGGAUCUUUAUCUCCAGUUUGGUCUAUUUCUUGGAAUCCAUCAAGAGAUGAGCAUAAUGAUAUUUUAGCUGUGGCAGAUUGGGGACAAAGGCUUUCUUUUUAUCAACUAAGUGGCAAGCAAAUUGGAAAAGACAGAGUCCUGAACUUUGAUCCAUGUUGUGUCAGCUAUUUUUCAAAAGGAGAAUACAUCUUAAUGGGAGGCUCUGACAAGCAAGUGUCCCUUUAUACGAAGGAUGGAGUGCGUCUUGGCACCAUAGGUGAACAGAGCACUUGGGUGUGGACUUGUAAAGCUAAGCCCGAUUCCAAUUAUGUGGCGGUAGGAACCCAGGAUGGAACCAUUUCACUGUAUCAGUUGAUUUUCAGCACAGUUCAUGGCCUUUAUAAGGAUCGCUAUGCUUACAGAGACAGCAUGACAGAUGUUAUUGUCCAACAUCUUAUCACUGAACAAAAAGUUAGAAUAAAAAACCGAGAGCUUGUAAAAAAAAUAGCAAUCUACAAGAACAGAUUAGCAAUCCAAUUACCUGAGAAAAUCCAGAUUUUUGAACUGUAUUCCGAUGAUUCAUCAGACAUGCACUACCGAGUGAAGGAAAAGAUAGCAAAAAAAUUUGAAUGUAACUUACUAGUUGUCUGUUCUGAACACAUUAUCUUAUGCCAGGAAAAGAGACUCCAGUGUCUGUCUUUCAGUGGUACAAAAGAACGGGAAUGGGUGAUGGAAUCUCUCAUUCGAUAUAUAAAAGUAAUUGGAGGACCUCCAGGCAGAGAAGGCCUUUUAGUGGGUUUAAAGAAUGGUCAGAUUCUCAAGAUCUUUGUGGACAAUCCAUUUGCAAUUGUUUUGCUAAAACAAUCUACAGCCGUGCGUUGCCUGGAUAUGAGUGCGUCUCGAAACAAACUGGCAGUAGUUGAUGAAAAUGAUACCUGUCUGGUCUAUGAUAUUAACACCAAAGAAUUACUGUUUCAGGAACCCAAUGCUAACAGUGUGGCUUGGAACACACAGUGUGAGGACAUGCUUUGUUUCUCUGGAGGGGGAUAUCUCAAUAUCAAAGCUAGUAAUUUUCCUGUCCAUCAACAAAAACUUCAGGGAUUUGUAGUGGGAUAUAAUGGCUCCAAAAUUUUUUGUCUUCAUGUUUUUUCUAUGACUGCUGUUGAAGUUCCCCAGUCAGCACCUAUGUAUCAAUACUUGGAAAGAAAAAUGUUCAAAGAAGCCUAUAAGAUUGCUUGUUUAGGUGUAACUGAUACAGAUUGGAAAGAACUGGCUAUGGAGGCUUUAGAAGGACUUGAAUUUGAAACAGCCAAAAAGGCGUUUACCAGAAUGCGAGAUCUUCAGUAUCUAGAACUGAUAAGCAGCAUUGAGGAAAGGAAGAAGCAUGGUGAGAACAACAAUGAUCUGUUUCUAGCAGAGAUUUAUGCCUACCAAGGAAAGUUCCAUGAGGCAGCCAAGUUGUACAAAAGAAGUAGCCAUGAAAACCUAGCACUUGAUAUGUAUACAGACUUGCGCAUGUUUGACUAUGCAAAGGAAUUCCUUGGGUCUGGGGACCCCAAAGAUACAAAGAUGCUAAUCACAAAGCAAGCAGACUGGGCCAAGAACAUCAAUGAACCAAAAGCAGCAGUAGAGAUGUAUAUGACUGCGGGGGAGCAUUUGAAGGCCAUAGAAAUCAGCGGAGAUCAAGGCUGGGUUGAUGUAUUGAUUGAUAUUGCUCGAAAGCUGGAUAAAGCAGAACGAGAACCUUUGACGAAGUGUGCCUAUUAUUUUAAAAAGUUAUUGAACCAUGGGUAUGCUGCAGAAACCUAUAUCAAGAUUGGUGAUCUGAAGGCCUUGACACAGCUUUAUGUGGAAACUCAGCAAUGGGAUGAGGCUUUUGCUUUGUGUGAAAAGCACCUUGAAUUUAAAGAUGAUGUCUAUGUUCCAUAUGCUCAGUGGCUGGCAGAAAAUGAUAGAUUUGAAGAAGCUCAAAAAGCAUUCCAUAAAGCUGGCAGACAGACUGAAGCUGUUAAAGUGUUGGAACAAUUAACUCACAAUGCUGUGGUAGAAAGCCGAUUCAAUGACGCAGGAUAUUAUUACUGGAUGUUGUCCAUGCAGUGUUUAGAUAUAGCUCAAGACAAUGAGGAGCAGAAGACUGAAAUGUUAAAGAAGUUUCACCACUUCCAGCACUUGGCAGAACUGUAUCAUGCCUAUCACUUCAUCCACAAAUGCACUGAAGAACCCUUCAACCACUACUUACCUGAAACACUCUUCAAUGUGUCUAGGUUUUUACUUCAUAGCCUUACCAAGGAAACUCCUUUGGGAAUUUCUAAAGUCAAUACGCUAUUUGCUCUGGCAAAGCAGAGCAAAGCUCUGGGUGCCUAUAAAUUGGCUCGUCAUGCCUACGACAAGUUGCAGGGACUACAGAUCCCAGCCAGAUUUCAAAAAUCUGUUGAACUGGGAAGCUUGAUGAUCCGAUCCAAGCCUUUCCAUGACAGCGAAGAGCUUGUGCCUUUAUGUUACAGGUGCUCCACCCACAACCCCUUACUGAACAACCUGGGGAAUGUCUGCAUUAAUUGCAGGCAACCUUUUGUCUUUGCUGCUUCUUCUUAUGAUGUCUUGCAUCUGGUUGAAUUCUACUUAGAAGAUGGAAUAACUGAUGAAGAAGCUGUUGCUCUGAUUGAUCUAGAAGUACCCAGACUAAACAAAAUAGGCAGUGAAUGGCAAGAGCAGAUGAGUAAUGGUGUGCAAACAAUGAGACUUCUUUAUAAAGUGGAUGAGAUUGAGGAAGAUGACCCAUUUACAGCAAAAUUGAGCUUUGAGCAAGGGGGCUCUGAAUUUGUCCCUGUCAUAGUGAACCGUGCAAUUCUCAAAUCCAUGAGCAGGAGAGAUGUGCUGAUUAAACGCUGGUCAAAGCCAUUACAAUGGCAGUACUUCCGGUCUCUCCUUCCAGACAAUCCCAUUACCAUGUGUUCUUUCUGCUUUCAGAUGUUUCAUUCAGAAGAUUAUGAGCUCCUGGUGCUCCAGCAUAAUUGUUGCCCAUAUUGUCGGAGAAAAAUAGAUGAAUCCAGCUAAUAAAGGAAACAACAAGACUGUUUGGCAGAGAGUAGUUCUGCUGCUGAGACUCCAAAGCAUUUCUAAGUUCAUUAGAAUUUCUUAGUAGUCUGUUAUUGUUGUUUUUAAGAAUGGGUGGAUGUGCAGAAAGAAAAUUAUACAUGAAGAUAAAAAUAUAUAUUUUCCUAUUCAUUGUGAAAGAGAAUCUAAAUAUCAAGUUUUGUUUUGCUCCUCAAAGAAAUGUAUGUAUAUAUAUAU